Penicillium diatomitis is the source of this 630-nucleotide messenger RNA. RefSeq names its product DUF5321 domain-containing protein. The coding region runs from base 1 to 630 and encodes 209 amino acids. The record is from RefSeq and is a predicted model, not a curated record. The transcript is spliced from 2 exons. NCBI's taxonomy places the organism in Eukaryota, Fungi, Ascomycota, Eurotiomycetes, Eurotiales, Aspergillaceae.
AUGAAGAUUCCGCUCCGUCUAAAGCCCUCAGGGCUUUUCAAAACUCUCUGUCGACAACCAUUAUCGCUACCGUCAUCUCAAAUCACAACUUCCUGCCGCGCAUCAAGAUGCCGCUCCUACGCUACCUCCGAGCGCCUCCCGAAGAUCGCAGAUGCAUCCGUAUGGACGGCCAUGGUACCGCGAUUCAUGAUGAGGAAUCGCAAAGCGCGCAAAGCCGGCGAGCCCAAGGAGUGGAACCCGGCGACUUUCUACAUCGUCAUGUUCACAUUGAUCGGCUCGCAGGCCAUCCGUCUGCUCACGCUGAAGAACUCAUACACGGCUUACUCGCGGUCGGCAGAUGCGAAAAUCAAAUUGUUGAAAGACGUUAUUGAGCGCGUGCAAAAGGGCGAGAAGGUCGAUGUGGAGAAGUUGUUGGGGACGGGGGACGAGGCGAAAGAACAGGAAUGGGAAGAUGUAUUGCGCCAGAUUGAGGAAGAAGAUGCUCUGUGGCAUUCAAGGCAAAAGGCUCUGAAAGAGAAGGAAGAGUCUGCGCGAGUCGCCGAGACACAAGCCUCGGCUGUGCAGGAUACGCCAAAGAAGGAUGAGGCUACGAAGGAUACGCCAUCGACUCGAAAAGUCAAUUUUUUCUGA